Messenger RNA from Penicillium canariense, 1272 nucleotides. RefSeq lists its product as uncharacterized. NCBI's taxonomy places the organism in Eukaryota, Fungi, Ascomycota, Eurotiomycetes, Eurotiales, Aspergillaceae. Bases 1 to 1272 code for a protein of 423 amino acids. The record is from RefSeq and is a predicted model, not a curated record. The transcript has 2 exons.
AUGGCCAAACCAACGCUUGAAGGUCUCCCGGCAGAGCUACUUAUUAUCAUUCUGUCGCAGAUCUCAGAUUGGGAAUCUCUCAGAUCUAUCGUGCUCUCAUCACCAACAUGCCAUAGAGCAUACCUCGCAAGUCGGCAUGAACUGCUCUAUAAUAUCCUUAAACGUCAGUACGGGCAGCUUCUUGACCUACCAGAGGCAAUCACCGCUAUCCGAUCAAAAGGCCUCUAUCUUCACCACAACGAGGAAGAAGCUAUAGCGUUAUUAGACCGCUGGCGUCGCAGAGACGAGAUCAGCCGAUGGUCUUUAACACUCACAGAACCAAUUGGCCUAGAAGAGGUCAUUAAGCUACUGCAUCUACAUAAGCAGCUGCAAUUUUUCUUAGAAGAUUACUCGACCAACAUACCACGACCGUCGUGGAUGGACCCCGCUCAAUGGGAGCAUGAAUUACCUCUCAAGAUGUCUGAUUGCGAGAAACGCCGCUUCUUGCGGGCAUUAUAUCGGCUUUAUACCCACGCCAAUAUUUUUGGGCUCCCCGAAGUUCAUCCUCAAAGCAACUCGAUUGACAAUGGAUUUGACAAUGAACAAGCAUAUCGGUUGUUCUUUGGGGCAAUGCCCCCGUGGGAGUACCAAGAAAUAGGGUGCGUAUGGUCAUAUCUCAUGACCCAGUACGGCUCAGUCUUCAAUGAGAUCUCUCACGCCUUGCGCAACGCUAUGAGGGAUACCGAAAGCCGCUUUUUUGGGGAUGUGUUGCCAGACAAUGAGUGUCCACCGUCCGGGGUAGUGGACACCGUCGACCAUCUUGAGAAGCUUCCUAAGUACGCCCAAUCAUUAACGUCUGUGGGACCGGAUUUCCUUUACCGUGUUUUACAUGCAAAGCCCUUACAUCGACGCAAUCUGGUGAUAGCCAACCUCCGUACCUAUCGGCCCCUCAUGGGGUGUUGGCUUCUAAACUGGGUCUUUAGAGUUCCUUUCACUGACCCAGCAGAUCGAUAUGAUGUUCCGUAUUUCAAACUGUUCUGGUCGACCUUGCCGCCCAUUGAUCAGCCUAACCUGGGUUGGAAAAGACUAGGUUUGAUGCCUCACACCCCUGAGCAACAACUGGAGGACGUCCUUGAGAUGAACGAAGAAGCCCUUGAACAAGAAUGGCCUUGGGGGUAUGCUUUGUGGGAUGAUUCAAGGUUGAAGGCGUGGAAAGCGCCUCUGUUAAAAGAUCGACGCGGGUAUGCCCAAAUAGCUGCUGCUCCUCCUCUUCUGCUCCUCACCGCACCGUAG